CAAAUCGCCCAUUGGAUUGGUAAUAUUGUCAGUCAUCCCGACUUUGCGAUUUUGGUCGGAACGCUUGGUCAAGCUAGCAUAUUGUUUUUGUGUUUCUGAGUGUCGGUUUCUCGCUUCUCUCGUUUCGUGUCGUCAGUGCUUCCUGCAGUGAUUUUGACGUUCGGCGAACCUUGUUGACAGUGUUCGAGAAUAUUCGGUCUAAACACCCCAUCAACAUGUCAGUUGAAGAAAAAUUCAACGCGGCUGUGAAUGUUAUAAGGAACCUGCCAAAAAAUGGAGCUUAUCAGCCAAGCAACGAACUUAUGCUCCGUUUCUACAGUUAUUACAAACAAGCGACAGAAGGGCCUUGCCAAAAUCCAAAACCAGCUUUUUGGGAAGUGGUCAAAAAGGCAAAAUGGGACGCUUGGAUGCGUUUAGGCAACAUGAGUCGCAUGGAAGCUAUGAAUAAUUACGUCGAUGAGCUGAAAAAGAUUGUCGAGACAAUGUCCUACACCGAUAAUGUGGCAAAUUUCCUUGGAAGUUUGGAUGCAUUCUACGAAAGUGUUCCUGCUGAUGACUUGGAAUUAUUAGUGGGUCCAGUUUUGGAACGUAUGCGUUCUCAACCUGGUUCGCCAUUAUCUGGCUCACCACUAGGAUCGCGAGAGACUUCGCCAAACAGAGUGCGUACAUCGAGACACAUAACAAGUAGUUUGGAAACGACUCCAGCAAGUAGUCAUAGUGCGAGUCCUUUGCCUCCCGAUACGGAUGGUGAAGAAGAUGAAUUUAAAGAUACCGUUGAAUCGGCACCUGAACGAUCGCAAAAAGAUUUAACAAAGUCUUCCACUGGUGUUCAACAGCAGAUAAUUAACUCUUACAAUAAAUCUAACAAGCCUAACGCUGUGACAAAAGAAAAUCCAUCAGAACUCAUUAACGGCUAUUCUCAUGUGAACGGUUACACUGACAGUUCAGAUGCAAAACAGGAGAGGGGAAGACCCAGAGCAAGAAAAGAGGACAAGGGAGAUGCAGUGUUUUUCAAUCAGAUCGCUUGUACGAUGCAAAAUUUGCAGAAGGACCUAGACAGGAUAACUGCGAGAGUUCGUAAUUUGGAGGGCCAAGCCUUGGCAGGUUUGGCACCACAGCCAGAUCAGAGGAGGAGUGGUAUCACCAAGUGGUGGCCACUGUCCGAAUGUUCCCCGCGAAUGUUCACUGUACUGAUUCUUUGGCCGUUUGUUGCGCAAGCCUUGGUUUCGUAUGCACAACGCUAUCGCCAGAGAAAACUGUGAUUUUUAUCCUAAAAAACACAAUGUUUUACUAAAAAGCAGAGAUUCCUGGAAUCCCAGUCUUCAAGUGGGUUCUAUUAUUGGCUAUCGAUCCAAGAUUAGGAUUAAGGGUGUAUACUGUAUAUAGUUGGAAGUUCAUAUAAAUAUAUACAUAGGUAAAUUCUAAGGAGCCGAAGAUAAUAGCAACAUUCCAGGUUUGUAUCUUCCGCAAUCUAGAAAGUGUAACACGGCUACAAAACAGUUUUUAUAAACCUAGCUUGAACUUUUUAAUGCAAUACGAAGUGUUCUCAAUUAGCUAGGAAAAAAAUAUAUCGAUUGGCUGGGUCCGAUAAGUAAUUCACCGUCUCUAUAUUGUGAAAUGGGAAGCGUUACUUGUAAUCAGAAAAGAUCAUUGGUAUCAAGGGUGUUAUUAAGGUGAUUUUUAAGACAAAUUAUUGUACGUAUAUUAUACAACGCUAUGAAAAAUUGUAAUAUAUUUAGUUUUACCCGAGAAUAUCGAAAGUUUUGUACCUUAAGCAUGUGUUAUUGGUUUAGAUUUUAUAGAACCCUUUGUUAAACUAGUGUGAUAUACAUCUUGUCUUUUGCUUCUAAUUUUUUCUUACGAUUAGAACAUUAAUUCGAAUACUUUUAAAUACGGGACUGAGAGUUUUCUUUUUGUUCUCAAAUUUAUUCUUUUCAUAUGUAAUUCUUUGUAUGGCUGUGCAAAAUUAAGUCAAUUUGGAAAAAAUAUAUAUAUAUUACCUGUUUUUGUAACUGGUUUUGAACUAGGUUUUAAAAUUAAAAAGCAGAUCACUUUAAGCCUUAAUUUUAAGAGGAUUAUUUGUAAAAUAUUUGUUACAUAGCACUGAUUUUUUUUUUUAUUGAUUUGUAUAUUAUUUUGCGAAGAAAAACAAUUGUCGAUAAAGCUUGUGAAAAUGUUUUGUUUUUUCCCCUGUUGUAAACAUAUGAUCUGUGAUCUUAUGUUGAUUGGUCACACUUUUUUUUAAGAUUACGAGAAGGUUCAUUGGCCGGACAGAAUGAAACAGAAAAAGAUUAAAGACGGAGUAGUGAGGCUGCGCGAAAGUGAAAGUAGAUGAAAGUAUGGAAAGAUUUCUGUCGUACAAUUCAGAGGAAAUCGAAUUUUAUUGACAACAGAUCGUUUUGGUCUUCCCAUUCCGUAUUAUGACUUAAGUUUUAAUUAUUUAUUCCAAAAAUUUGCAUUUUUAAGCUCCGUAUGUAUAUUUGAUCAAAACUUUUUAAUAAAUUGCUGUUCCAUUUU
This is a messenger RNA of Belonocnema kinseyi, 2517 nucleotides long. RefSeq names its product acyl-CoA-binding domain-containing protein 4. Bases 216 to 1262 code for a protein of 348 amino acids. Gene Ontology annotation, molecular function: fatty-acyl-CoA binding. The record is from RefSeq and is a predicted model, not a curated record. Gene Ontology annotation, biological process: fatty acid metabolic process. NCBI's taxonomy places the organism in Eukaryota, Metazoa, Arthropoda, Insecta, Hymenoptera, Cynipidae. The transcript has 6 exons.